GUGAGACAUGUUUUUUUUAAUAUAUUUUAGAGCUAUGUUUUAUGCAGCUUAAAUCAUUCUAGGAUUGGAGUAUCUUCAUAGUAAAGGCAUAAUUUAUAGAGAGUUAAAAUAAUAAAUAAUAUUAGUCUAAAACCAGAGAACAUAGUAAUAUGUUAGGAUGGAUAUGUAAAAUUGACAGAUUUUGGUUUAUGCAAGAAGGGAAAUUUCACAAAUGUUACAGGAGCAACAUCAAUAUGUGGAACUCCAGCAUAUAUGGCACCAGAAAUAUUAUAAUAUAAGCAAUAUGGUAAAGCUGUAGAUUGGUGGUCAUUUGGUUGUUUCUUAUAUGAAAUGGUAGCAGGACAUCCUCCAUUCUUUGCAUCAAAUAAAUAAGAUUUAGAAUAUUGUAUAUUAAAUUCUUAGCCCAAUAUGAGUCAUUUUUCUAUCAGACUCUAAGAUCUUAUUGAUAGAUUAUUAGAAAAGAAUCCUAAAAAUAGACUGAGUUCUAACAUUAAAGAUCAUUAAUGGUUCACUAUUGAUUUUGAUGCAAUAUUCAAUAAGAAAGAAAUAGCACCAUUCUUACCAAAAUUAUAAAAUGAAGCUGAUGUUGCUUAUUUUGAUCCUUAAUUUAUUAAAUCGAGUAUGUCUGAAUAAUGUAGUAUCAUUGAUGAAUUAGAUUCAUGUUUUAAUAUUAGUAUUACUUUUAGAUAAGGACUUUACUUAUAAAGGUUCAUAAGAUUAAUCAGUGCUGCAAUCAUUUUAAACUUUGAGUCCAGAGAUUAUCGGAUUAAAUGAAAAUGGAGAAGCUAAACAAAUGAUAAAGGUUGAAUCAACUGAAAUGAUUAAUUAAUGAAAUUUAAUGAAAUUUAAUGAAAUUUAAUGAUAAAUUAACAAUAUCAUCAUUCUGCCAAAUAUGGUAAAGAACUAUCACAAUCCUAUGUAAUAAAAAUAACAAAAAAUGAAUAAUAGAUUAUUGGGAAAUAUUUACCCACAAAUCGAUUAUUCCAACUAGAUCUAUCUAUAUACAAACUCAAAUUAAAGAUGAAAAUAGAAGAAACGUAAACAUAUGGGAUUAUUGCAUUUUUAGG
Messenger RNA from Paramecium sonneborni, 1067 nucleotides. NCBI's taxonomy places the organism in Eukaryota, Ciliophora, Oligohymenophorea, Peniculida, Parameciidae. The record is from the annotation of a GenBank genome assembly.